AUGGAUUCCUUCGCCAUUACUGAGGGCCUUGCUGCCCAGGAGCGGCGUGAGAGCCAACCUGAGCCCAUUGACAGCAAGCUGUCCGAAGAGACAAACAAGUUCCAGCGUGCCAUUGCAGCCUGGCGAGGAAUUGACCUUGCCAGCACCAUUGCCAAACUUGAUGCAACCGCCUCCGAUAUCGUUGAACAGCAGCGGGACUCUCUGGUACAGAGAAAGGACCUGGCUCAGAAAACCAAGGACUUCAAGAAACUUGAGGAGCAGGCGAAAUUGUCGGAAUUCAAGGGGCUAUUGAAAGCCUAUCAGUCCUUUAUCGACGUCUUGACUAACCAAGGCAAAACGUCCUCGUCCUCGUUCCUGCAAUUAUAUUCUUCUCUAUCCGAGGCACCCGAUCCCUACCCUCUCCUUGAAGCUUCCGUCGAUUCUCUUGCUCUAUCCGAAGACACGGUCCCGAAACUCACCUCGGAACGCGACCAAUUGCAGCAAUCUGUCGACCGUCUCACAAAGCAACAGGAGGAAAGCGAGAAACGCCUUCAGGAGGAGCGUGCUGCAAGGAAAAAUCUCGAGGAAAACCAAGAGUCCAGAGCCAAGGAGAUCGAAUCGUCUUGGGAAGCAGUCCUGACGGAAAAGAGGAAUAACUGGGAGGCCAAAGAGAAGAGCUUGGAAGAGAAGUUAGAAAAUCAGGAUCGUUUGAUAAAGGAGCUCAAAGCAAGCUAUGAAGUUUCUCAGCGGAUGGGUGGGAAUGACGAGAACGAGGAAGCCCGCAGUGGUGCCACCGCCGCCGAGUUGGAACUUGUUUCAGCUGAUUUGGAGAAAACCAGCCUGAGGUUGGCUGAUGUGGAGGCACGCAAUGAGCAACUACGGCUGGAAUUGGCCCAGGCGGUAUCACAUUCGAACCCUGAUCGACCGAUCUCUGUUGAAGAUGAUCCCGAAUAUCAACGUCUUCAGUCCGAAAACUCCUCCUUGUUACGGAAACUGGAUGCCGCACGCUUUGACAAGGACUCGACCCGACACUCGUGGGAAGCCAAGCUCCUUCAGGCGGAGAGAGCUGCCACUAAAGCCACGGCCGAGAGGAACGAGCUGCGCUCGCGUCUCGAUAAGUGUGCUGACUACGAAGAUAUUCGUCGAGAGUUGGAGAUGAUUAAGUCGAUUGAGUUGAUGGCUGGUGACGAUGAGGAUGAUGGAGAGGCGAUGGCGCAGAAUGAUGCGGCUGGUACGAAUGGUGAUGCCACCAAAUCUAAGGAGAAAAAUUCUCUUGAGCAACUUCUGCUUGCCCGCAACAAAAAGCUGAACGACGAGCUUGCAGUCUUGCGAGUGUCGACUCGCGAUAUUCAAAACCAGCUUGAGACAAUGCGUGGUGAGCUUGCGACAACAAAGAGCGAACUUGAAAAGUCUCGAGGACUGUCAACAACCCUGGAAAACGAUUUGCUUCAAGUACAGCAAGAGGCAGCCAAUGCAUUCCCAUCGUCGGCCAUGUCCACUGCGGGUACUUACACCUCGAGGUACCCACACUCAUCCCGUCGGGGUGCAGCAUCUCCCACCUCGUCGAUCAUAUCCGGCUUCGACCAGAGUGCCGCAUCUUCAAAUACGAUGGAUGCUAUCCGUGCAGGUGAGGCCGUGGGAGGCGGCUCUGGUCUUCUUCCUAUGAUCCAAGCACAGCGCGAUCGCUUCAAAAAGAAGAACGCGGAGCUCGAAGAAGAGCUAUCCAAGACGUAUAGCACCGUCAAGUCUCUCCGGUCAGAGGUUGCAUCUCUUCAGAAGGACAACCUGGGCCUAUACGAGAAGACUCGGUAUGUUUCCACAUACAGUCGCGGCCAGGGAGCAUCCACGUCAGCAUCGUCAUAUGCGAACGCACCUAGCUCGACAUCUGUCUACAGCUCAUCCGAAACUCCUUCGGGCCUUUCCCUCGACCGUUAUCAAAAUGCCUACGAGGCACGGAUCUCGCCAUUCGCUGCCUUCAGGGGCAGAGAAUCGGCUCGUGCAUACAAGCGCAUGAGCCUUCCCGAGCGGAUUGUAUUCUCGCUUACUCGCAUUAUCAUGGCCAACCGAACCAGUCGAAACCUGUUCGCAGGGUAUUGCUUUGCUUUACACGUUCUUCUCUUUGUAGUGCUAUACAUGAUGAGCACGAUGGAAAUCGAGAAGCAUAGUGCUAUGAGUGUUGUGGGCAGCGCCGCAGCGGCAGCAUAUGGCAGUCGUGGGGAUGGAUCUAGCAGUGGCAGCAGCCAGCUGCAUGGUGACGAUUGGCAGCCGGAAGGUUUUAACCAUGCAGGGUGA
This is a messenger RNA of Penicillium cinerascens, 2271 nucleotides long. Its product is annotated as CCAAT displacement transcription factor COY1. The coding region runs from base 1 to 2271 and encodes 756 amino acids. Gene Ontology annotation, cellular component: Golgi membrane. The transcript has 2 exons. Gene Ontology annotation, biological process: intra-Golgi vesicle-mediated transport. The record is from RefSeq and is a predicted model, not a curated record. Lineage: Eukaryota; Fungi; Ascomycota; Eurotiomycetes; Eurotiales; Aspergillaceae.